AUGAAGACCUCUAUCAUUAUCGCUACUGCCGCCGCUCUGCUGGUUGACACCACCACCGCAGCCUCCCUCGAGCGCCGCGCCGAUCUCGUCGCGGCCGACAUCGUCGCCCAGAUCGCACCGUCAUCUAAAACCUGCGCCGACGCCCGGCAGUGCCGCACAAACGUGCAGGUCGGUACAGCCAUGGUUGAGGCCUUCCAAGCCUACGACAUCUACGAGCCCGUCGCUAUGGCCUCUAUCCUCGCCCUAAUCGCCCUCGAGUCCGUCGAGUUCAGGUAUAAGCGAAACCUCCAGUCUACUAACCCGGCCCAGGAGCAAGAAUUCCACUGGGGCCAGGGAACUUCUAAUAUGCAGGUCUAUAAGUACAAUCUCGAGUUUGCGAAGUCAUUUAACAAGCUUAAAGGCCAGGUUAUCCCUGGGGACACUAUGGAAGCUAAGAACAGGGUUCUCGACCUCGUCACCGCCGACGAAUAUAACUUCAAGUCCGGCCCUUGGUUCUACGCUAAACAGGCCGACUGUGCCCCAGCCCGCGAGGCCGCUAAGGGUGUUAAGCCUAACGUUGACGAUGUCUACCAGGCGCAUAUGAAGUGCGUGGGCGUCGAUACGAAUAACGACGAGCGUAGAAAGUACUGGGACGCCGCUAAGAAGGCCUUUAACCUGGCGUAAAAGUAAGAGCGGAGAAAUGGCCCUGAUGUACAAACUCGUCAUAUUUCAUUCCUUCCAUCCGCCUGUUUAGCUUAGGCAGAGACCAUGCACAGGAUCCCAAUCACCUAUGUAUAUACCUAUCCUAUGAGAUCCGAUUCUCAUCGCCAUCCCAUCGCCAUCCCAUUGUGACGACCCAAGCCAACAGGUCGAUUGUUUGGGCUGCAGGCAGACAAACAAGGUCGCAGGAUCGGGCCAGGGACAAGGGCGGAUCAU
Messenger RNA from Microdochium trichocladiopsis, 915 nucleotides. RefSeq lists its product as uncharacterized. The transcript has a single exon. Bases 1 to 663 code for a protein of 220 amino acids. Lineage: Eukaryota; Fungi; Ascomycota; Sordariomycetes; Xylariales; Microdochiaceae. The record is from RefSeq and is a predicted model, not a curated record.